Molecule: messenger RNA, 1666 nt
Organism: Gloeophyllum trabeum ATCC 11539
Lineage: Eukaryota; Fungi; Basidiomycota; Agaricomycetes; Gloeophyllales; Gloeophyllaceae
Product: DnaJ-domain-containing protein
Exons: 6
Coding region: 70-1506 (478 amino acids)
Source: RefSeq, a predicted model, not a curated record
GCCCUGCCUGCAAGUGCUCACUGCGGCGAUGACGGCGCCGGCCUUUCUUCUCUCCUCUCCCUGAACGCUAUGAGCUCGUCCUACCCAAUAAUCGACUCAUCACCAGUCGUCCCGCGCGUCCUCUCAUCCUGCCCGCAAUGCAGCGCCCCCGUCGAGUUCGCGGUGCCCGCGCCGCCGCCGCGCCCUGCGACGGUGCUUAGUAUCCGGUGUUACAAGUGCCAGAAGACGUUCAGCCAUGCGUUUUACCCGACGCAGGUCCAUAAUGCUAGUGCCAUGGCCAGUGGGAGUGGCGGUGGCGGGCGCACGACGAGUUUCUCGGGGAUGGGGGGGAUGGGGAGGAAGGGGAGGAAGAUCGGGACGCAGGAGAAGCCGCUCGAGACGAGGUAUUAUGAUAUCCUCGGCGUGCCGGUGGAUGCGAGCACGGACGAUAUCAAGAAGGCGUACAGACGGCUCGCGAUCAAGCUGCACCCGGACAAGAACCCGAACGACCCCGGCGCGGAGGAGCGCUUCAAGGAGCUCGCGAUUGCGUACCAGACGCUCUCGGACCCCGCACUGCGCAAGAAGUACAACGAGUUCGGGCCGAAGGAGAGCGCGCCCGAGGGCGGGUACGUCGACCCCGAGGAGAUAUUUGGCAGCAUCUUCGGCGGCGACCGCUUCGUGCCCAUUAUCGGGCACAUCAGCUUGGCGCGCGAUAUGAAGGCGGCGAUGCAGGAGGCGGACGAGGAGCCCGAGGGGCAGGUGGUGGUGGACGCGAAGGGGCGCCCGGUGCUAAGCCCCGAGGAAAAGGCGAAGAAGGAGGAGAAGGCGAGGAGGGAUGCGCUGGAGAAAGCGGCGGCAAGGAAGGAGCGGGUGGAUAAGCUGGUCGAGAAUUUGGAGAGGAAGCUGGGGAUAUUUACGGAGAGUGCGACGGGUCCGAGUGAUAGGGAUGUGUUGAGGAGUUGGAGGGAGAUAUGUGCCCUGGAAGCUGAGGAUUUGAAGCGUGAAUCUUAUGGCGUCGAACUGUUACAUGCCAUUGGCGGCGUGUACGUCUCCAAGGCCAAAACUCACAUAGCUAGCAAUCAGACCUUUAUGGGUGUCGGUGGCUGGCUACAUAAUGUCCAGGGAAAGUACCAUGUCUUCAGCGAGACCGUAUCUACAUUACGCUCUGCUAUCGAGCUUAAAGGCGUUUUCGACCAAAUAGCAGCGGCGGAGAAGGCAGGAAACCUGAGUCCGGAGGAGAGGAAGCGGCUGGAAGAGCAAGCAGCCGAGAAAGGCCUCCAGGCUCUUUUCAAGGGCGCGAAGCUCGAAAUCGAAUCCGUACUGCGCGAAACCUGCGAUCGCGUCCUUUCCGACCCGUCUAUCCCUCGUGCCAAGGCGGAGUUGCGAGCGGUCGCGCUGCAAAUCCUUGGAGAGGCGUAUCUCAGCGUCAAGAAGGAAGGCGAGGAGGGAAGAGAGGAGAGUGAGUAUGUGAAGGUGGAUACGAGACAGAGUCGGGAGAGGGAGUCGAUCCGGUCGCAACCGCGGUGAUGAGGUGUAGGCGAGGGACGUUGGCUCUGUAGCAUAGUUAUCUCCGUUGCUUAAUUUUGUACCCAUAGCGUUGCUGCGUGCUGGACUAUUUAGUGGGGGAUAUUCGUGCGGAGGGGGUUCCCCCGGCUCGAAGGAAUCCGUGGCGAAUCCAGUUCAGGUC